This is a messenger RNA of Cylicostephanus goldi, 1008 nucleotides long. The record is from the annotation of a GenBank genome assembly. NCBI's taxonomy places the organism in Eukaryota, Metazoa, Nematoda, Chromadorea, Rhabditida, Strongylidae.
AUGAGUCUACACCCUCUCGUACGGAAUGACCGCAUCCAGUCCUUCAAGGCCGCCUUUGCCGGGGCUCCAGAGUUAGUUGUAGUCUCACCAGUCAACUGUAUGUUCGACAUCCAAGACGUGAAGUCCUACGAAGUACUCAUGGCCGAAUCCCGACCCAAUAUCUCGUGUGCCAUGAGGUUCUCAGAACCUCCUGUAUCUAUUCAAGCCCGCGACUUUCUAUGCCAGGAAGUUCGUCGCUUCCUUCCGAUGAAUCCGGACGAGGGCGUACUUCCCCUGAGGGUAGACCAACCUGAUCACGAAGAAGAACAGUGGCUACAGGACCGCGAAGGUGAUUUCAAUAGUCUGCACGAAAAUCCUGCACUUGCGAAGCAGAAGAUGUCCAACCUAUGCAAUGCUGCAUGUUCGGCCCUUGGAGCGGCGAAGCGACUCACUGACGAUCGCCAGUCCCAUUGGGUUACGGCCACCGUUCCCAACAAAUUCGCCUACCCCAUCCUGCUCCAGUUUCGCUUAACAGACAUGGCCUGCGAGGCAGGAUGGACCUAUAAUCGCCCCAUCGCGCUCCUUAUAGGAGGAUCGCCACAAGUCUCACACGCGACGGUUCGAUCUGUGGAGGUAAGGGCGCAAGAAAAACUUUUAAUCGUCACCGUAUCGGCCUUUCCCUGGUCGCAUAACGCUAUCGCACGUAACGUCGAGCUCUUCUGCAGAAAUCUCGACGUCACUACGGUUGUAGACGUUUGCGUCCGCUUAUGCAAGCCUUUCGCCGCGUCCAACCCCGUGUAUGACAUCAUAUCGCGCUACAGCGUGUAUGAGCGGCUAGCGCCAGGAACUUCGGGUGACAGCGUAGUGAAUGUCGGAUACGGCAUUGGCCCACUCGCGUGCGCUGGAGCAAAUGACCCGGUCCUAUACGAUCCUAAUGACGCGCUCCUUUUCUGCACCCUCAAUGGCAGACGCAUUGAGCUCACACCGGAUCAGCAACUGGCCACCGCCCUCGGCCUCAGCCGCCUUCCG